Messenger RNA from Rhodotorula graminis WP1, 1833 nucleotides. RefSeq lists its product as uncharacterized. The record is from RefSeq and is a predicted model, not a curated record. The transcript is spliced from 6 exons. Gene Ontology annotation, biological process: pseudouridine synthesis. Gene Ontology annotation, molecular function: pseudouridine synthase activity; RNA binding. Lineage: Eukaryota; Fungi; Basidiomycota; Microbotryomycetes; Sporidiobolales; Sporidiobolaceae. Gene Ontology annotation, cellular component: nucleus. The annotation marks the transcript as partial.
GUCCUCGCGCAGCCCAUCCCCGACAAGGCGCUUCGCGGCACGUUCCACAAGACGCUGCGCGAGGCCUUCUCGUCCAAGCUCGUAUCGGCGCACAAGGAGAACGAGGGCGGCGAGCCGUCGAUUGAGGUCGCGUGGGUCAAGGCCGGGACGGCGACUCGCGACAAGAAGCACAAGGGCGCAAAGGGCGAGCUCGAGCGUCCGGACCUGUCGACCCUGCCGCCGUACAUCCACUUUACGCUCCUCAAGGCCAACAAGGAGUCGCACGACGCCCUGUCGACCCUGAGCCGCUACUUCAACCUCACGUCGACCCGCGACCUCGGCAUGGCCGGUACCAAGGACAAGCGCGCCGUCACGGUGCAGCGCGUCAGCCUCAAGCGCUCGGGCCGCAUGCAGACGGCCGACGACGUGUGGCGUGCGGCCCGCACCGGCGGCGGCGGCGGCGGUGGGCGCGGCGGACGAGGCGGGCGCGGUGGACGAGGUGGGAGGGGCGGCGGGUGGGGCGGCGGCGGCGGCUUCAUCGACCGCAACAUCCGCAUCGGCGACGUCGGGUACGGCGACCGCGCGCUCGAGCUCGGCCAGCUCGCCGGCAACAAGUUCGUCGUCACGUUGCGCGACGUCAAGACGCCGUCGAUCGCGACCCUGCACGCGUCGAUGAGCGCCAUCCGGGCGCACGGGUUCGUCAACUACUACGGCAUGCAGCGUUUCGGGACGGCGCCCGUCCCGACGCACGCCGUCGGCCUCGCGCUCCUGCGCGGCGAGUGGGCGCUCGCCGCCGAGCUCAUCCUGUCGGCUCGCGACGGCGAGCACGACGACAUGCUGUACGCCCGCCACCUGUGGCGCGAGGGCAAGGUCGGCGAGGCGGCGAGGGCCAUGCCGAGGAGGGCAGUCGCUGAGCGCUGCUUGCUCGAGUCGUACCAGCGCAACGGCGUCUCGAACCACCUCGGCGCCAUCUCGACCAUCCCCAAGAACCUGCGCCUCAUGUACGUUCACGCGUGGCAGUCGUACGUCUGGAACCGCGUCGUGAGCGAGCGCGUCAAGCUGUUCGGCGCCAAGCACCCGGUCGAGGGCGACCUCGUCUACGCCGACGGCGAGGGCGCCGAGGACGAGCCCGUCGCGGUCGACGAGGACGGCGUCGUUGCACCCGAGGCUGCAGACGGCGAGGCGCCGAGCGAGGAGGCCGCCGUCGAGGUCGAGCCGUCGGGCACGACCGCCGCCGCCGCCUCGAACCCGCAGCUCGCCCACUUCAUCGCGACGUCCAAGGUCCGCAAGGUGCGCGCCCUGACGGCCGACGACAUCGCGUCGGGCGCCUUUACGAUCUACGACGUCGUCCUGCCCAUGCCCGGGUUCGCCGUCAGCUACCCGGCGGGCGAGCUCGGCGACGUGUACAAGCGCGUCAUCCGCGAGGACGGCAUCGACCCGGACGACAUGUGGCGCAAGCAGAAGGAGUACUCGCUCGGUGGCGCCUACCGCAAGAUCGUGCACCUGCCCAAGGACGUCACGUACCGCCUCCUCGUCUCGACGUCGCCCAACGAGGACCUCGCCCAGUCGGACGAGGACGCGCUCCUCGGGCGCGCCAAGCCCGCCGCGCGCGAGUACCGCGAGGAGGACGGCCCGCUCGCCGAGGGCGAGAGCCUCGCCAUGCAGGUCGAGCUCACGCUCGGCUCGUCCACCUAUGCGACCAUGGCGCUGCGCGAGGUCCUCAAGUCGCGCACGAGCGCCGCCAACCAAAAGUCGCUCACGCAGCAGAUGGAGGCGCGCCUCGAGCAGCAGGGGCAGGCGCAGGAGCGGGCGCAAGCCGAGGCCGAGGAGGUCAAGGACGUCGAAAUGGCGUAG